AUGGGGAUAUCUUUGGAUCCACAGUCCUUGGUCAUGGCCCAACAGAGAAGCAGGAUAAACAAGUGUUCAAGACAUACAGAAUCCACAAAUCUAACAAGUUUCCCAAAAUUCCAUCUCCUGGGACUCUCAGAGUAUCCAGAACUGCAGCCCAUUCUCUAUGGACUUUUCCUCCUUAUGUACCUUGUCACAGUGCUUGGAAACCUGCUCAUCAUCCUGGUUGUCAGCUCUGACUCUCACCUCCACACACCCGUGCACUUUUUCCUCUCAAACCUGUCCUUUGCUGACAUCUGUUUCAUCUCCUCCACAGUCCCAAAGAUGCUUACAGAUAUCCAAUCUCACAGCAGAGUCAUCUCCUAUGUGGGCUGCCUGACUCGGAUGUCUCUUUUUCUCUUUUUUGUAUGUAUGGAUGAUAUGCUGCUGACUGUGAUGGCCUAUGACAGGUUUGUGGCUAUAUGUCACCCCCUGCAUUACCCAGUUAUUAUGAACUCCCACUUCUGUGUCUUCUUAGUUUUGGUGUCAUUUCUGUUUAGCCUUGUGAAGUCCCAGCUGCACAAUUUGAUUGUGUUACAAUUUCCCUUUUUUAAGGAUGUGGAAAUUGGUAAUUUCUUCUGUGACCCUUCUCAACUCCUAAAUCUUACCUGUUCUGACUCAUUCACAAAUUACUUAUUCAUGUAUUUUGUUGGUGCUGUAUUUGGUUUUCUCCCAAUCUCUGGGAUCCUUUUCUCUUACUAUAAAAUUAUUUCAUCUAUUCUUAGGAACACAUCAGCAGGUGGUAAAUACAAAGCCUUUUCCACCUGUGGGUCUCAGCUGUCAGUUGUUUGUUUAUUUUAUGGAUCAGCUUCUGGAGAGUACCUUGGUUCAGCUGUACCAUCUUCCCCUAGGAAGGCAGUAGUGGCCUCAGUGAUAUACACUGUGGUCACCCCUAUGCUAAAUCCCUUCAUCUACAGCCUAAGGAACAGGGACAUUCAAAGUGCCCUCUGGAGACUGCAUAGCAGUUCAAUAUAA
This is a messenger RNA of Castor canadensis (American beaver), 1005 nucleotides long. Its product is annotated as olfactory receptor 7E24-like. NCBI's taxonomy places the organism in Eukaryota, Metazoa, Chordata, Mammalia, Rodentia, Castoridae. The record is from RefSeq and is a predicted model, not a curated record. Gene Ontology annotation, biological process: G protein-coupled receptor signaling pathway. Gene Ontology annotation, molecular function: olfactory receptor activity; G protein-coupled receptor activity. Gene Ontology annotation, cellular component: membrane.